This is a messenger RNA of Eutrema salsugineum, 1235 nucleotides long. Its product is annotated as ubiquitin receptor RAD23c. The record is from RefSeq and is a predicted model, not a curated record. Gene Ontology annotation, molecular function: proteasome binding; ubiquitin binding; polyubiquitin modification-dependent protein binding. NCBI's taxonomy places the organism in Eukaryota, Viridiplantae, Streptophyta, Magnoliopsida, Brassicales, Brassicaceae. Gene Ontology annotation, biological process: proteasome-mediated ubiquitin-dependent protein catabolic process; nucleotide-excision repair. Gene Ontology annotation, cellular component: nucleoplasm; cytosol. Bases 92 to 1192 code for a protein of 366 amino acids. The transcript is spliced from 12 exons.
CGAAGUUUGUUACCGGCGGCGAUUGAUCGGAACAGACUUCGCCGGAGAAUCGGUUUCUGGAACUGCAAUCGAUUUUCCUCGGUGAAAGAAGAUGAAGGUCAUCGUCAAAACUUUGAAGGGGGCUCGCUUCGCGAUCGAAGUCAAACCAGAGGAUUCGGUUGCUGAUGUGAAGAAGAAAAUAGAGACUGUGAUGGGAGUUAGUGAAUACCCUGCUGCACAACAGAUGCUUAUUCAUAAAGGGAAAGUGCUUAAAGACGAAACAACAAUGGAGGCUAACAACGUUGCUGAUAAAAGCUGUAUUGCCAUUACGAAGAGUAAACCUACAUCUCUUGGAGCGUCUUCUGCAUCUGUUGGCCGUAAAGCUCAGGGCAUCCCGGAGCAGACUCAAGAACCUGCAGCUCCUCCAGCAGGAGACCCAAAUGGGUUUUAUUAUUUGCCGCAGGGCCUGCCAAAUAAUGGGUCACUUGAAUUCUUGCGCCACACGAAACAGUUCCAGAUUCUUCGACCUCUGGUGCAGUUUGACCGUAGUGUCAUAAAGGGAAUUCUAGAGGAGAUAGAGAAAGAGAACCCGCCUCUGGCUCGGAUGAUUCGAGAGAACAGAGCCGACUUCUUACGCUUAAUAAAUGGGGAACCACUUGAAGAAGGAAGAGCAAGUGGCAACCAAAUGGUGCAGCCUCAGGAAAUCCAAGAGAUCCUCUUACACUUUCAAAACAACGAACCCAAUGAAGGAGGAGACGGUGGCAAGCAAAUGGAACAGUCUGAGGAAAGGGAAGUCAAAGUUACAGCUGAGGAGUAUGAAUCAAUCGAACGGCUUCAAGUAUAUAAUAUUCAAGACAAAACAGAGUCUGAGGAAAUGGAAGUCAAAGUUACAGCUGAGGAGUAUGAAAUAAUCGAACGGCUGGAAGCAUUGGGGUUCGAGAGAGGUGAAGCGGCGGUUGCGUUCUUCGUCUGCAACAAGAACGAAGACUUGGCUGCAAACCAUCUUCUCGAUGAUCACAUCCACGACUUUCAAGACAAAACAGAGUCUGGGGAAUGGGAAGUCACAGCUGAGGAGUAUGAAUCAAUCGAGCGGCUGGAAGCAUUGGGGUUCGAGAGAGGUGAAGUGGUGGUUGCGUUCUUCGCCUGCAACAAGGACGAAGACUUGGCUGCAAACUAUCUUCUCGAUCAUCACAUCCACGACUUUCAAGACUAAACCAAACUCUCUCAUUUUCUCUCUUUAGGUUUCCCUUCCUUUG